GAACUGGGUCCCAGCGCCGCUGUGCCUGCGGCUGCCUCCGCCGCCGCUCCCGCCUCCCCACCCCCCUUCCCCGGGCUCCUUCCCGCCCGCCGCCGCGGAGACCCAGGCCGAGGCCGGGGAGGACGGCGGAGCCAGGCCCUGGCCGCUCCCCUGCCCCCGCGGCGGGAGCAUCCUCCGGACCGAUCGGCCGAGGGCGAGCCCCGCAGCCCGAGCGCGAGGCGGACACGCGCGCCCCCCGCCUCCGCCGCCCGCCUCCCCCUCCUCCCCUCCCCUGCCCGCCCCUCCGCCCCCCGGCCUCCGCUGCGGCGGGAGGAAGAACCCUCGCCGACCAGCCAGGGGAGCCCAGAUCGAUUCCCAUUCCGGGGAGAAAGGAGAGACCCCGCUCUCCCGGCAGCCCGCCUCGCCCCGGGGCCUCGGAAGCGGCUCGCCGCCUGCGGGGGAGCCCGGACCCUCGGCCGGCCGCCGCCGCAUAGACAGCGCUCCCCCGCGGGCCCCCGGCCCCGCCGAGCCCACUCCCCGCGCGGGGCCCGGGCCGGCGAUGCCAGGCACGGCAGCGGCGGUGGCCGCGGCUGCUGCCGGUCCUGCCGCCGCUGCCACGGCCGCCGGCCCGGGCCCGGGCUGGGGACUCGGGGCUCCGCAGUGGGGCUGAGCCCGCAGCCCCGCCCCCCGAGCCCGAAGCCGCUGCUCCGCCGGGCGCCGGGCCUCCGCCGCCCGCGCCUCCACCCCAGGAGCCGGCGCCAAGCGGGGAGCCCGGGCCCCGCGCCCAGGCCCGGGCCAUGCACGGCCACCGAGCCCCGGGGGGCGCCGGGCCUCCGGAGCCCGAGCACCCGGCCGCGAACCCCCCCGGCGCGCCGCCGGCCUGCGCCGACUCGGACCCCGGCGCCUCGGAGCCCGGGCCGCCGGCGCUCCGGGACUCGGGCUCGGCUCUCGGCGGAGCCCCGGAGCCCCCGUGUGCGGGACCCUCGGACGCUGGCCUGGGCGCCCCUCCGGGCCCCCGAGUCCUGCCCUGCGGCCCCAGCCCGCAGCACCACCGGGCCCUGCGCUUCUCCUACCACCUGGAGGGCUCGCAGCCCCGGCCUGGCCUGCACCAGGGAAACCGGAUCCUGGUGAAGAGUCUGUCCCUCGACCCCGGCCAGAGCAUCGAGCCUCAUCCUGAGGGUCCCCAGCGGCUCCGCUCAGACCCCGGCCCCCCCACCGAAAGCCCCAGCCAGCGUCCUUCGCCACUGAAGCGGGCACCGGGCCCAAAGCCACAGGUCCCCCCGAAGCCCAGCUACCUGCAGAUGCCCCGGAUGCCCCCUCCACCCGAGCCCAUCCCUCCCCCACCGUCACGCCCGCUGCCUGCAGACCCCCGAGUGGCCAAGGGCCUGGCCCCCAGGGCAGAGGCCAGCCCCAGUUCCGCAGCCGUGUCCUCACUGAUUGAGAAGUUUGAGAGGGAGCCCGUGAUUGUUGCCUCGGACAGGCCAGCCCCCGGCCCCAGCCCAGGUCCCCCAGAGCCAGCCAUGCUGCCGCAGCCACCCCCGCAGCCUCCGGUGCCCCAGCUCCCCGAGGGCGAGGCCUCCCGCUGCCUCUUCCUGCUGGCUCCUGGGCCCCGGGAUGGCGAGAAGGUCCCCAACCGGGACAGCGGCAUCGACAGCAUCAGCUCUCCGUCCAACAGCGAGGAGACCUGCUUCGUCAGCGAUGACGGGCCCCCCAGCCACGGCCUCUGCCCCGGGCCCCCCGCCCUGGCCAGCAUCCCCGUGGCCUUGGCUGACCCCCACCGGCCCAGCUCUCAGGAGGUUGAUAGCGAUCUGGAGGAGGAGGACGAGGAGGAGGAGGAGGAGAAGGACAGAGAAAUCCCAGUGCCCCUGAUGGAGAGACAGGAGUCGGUGGAGUUGACGGUGCAGCAGAAGGUGUUCCACAUUGCCAAUGAGCUCCUGCAGACCGAGAAGGCCUAUGUUUCCAGGCUCCACCUCCUGGAUCAGGUGUUCUGCGCCCGGCUGCUGGAAGAAGCACGGAACCGCAGUUCCUUCCCAGCUGAUGUGGUCCACGGCAUCUUCUCUAACAUCUGCUCCAUCUAUUGCUUCCACCAGCAAUUCCUGCUGCCCGAGCUAGAGAAGCGCAUGGAAGAAUGGGACCGCUACCCACGCAUCGGAGACAUCCUGCAGAAGCUGGCGCCUUUCCUCAAGAUGUACGGCGAGUACGUGAAAAACUUCGACCGGGCCGUGGAGCUGGUCAACACCUGGACAGAGCGCUCUACCCAGUUCAAGGUCAUCAUCCACGAGGUGCAGAAGGAAGAAGCCUGCGGCAACCUGACGCUGCAGCACCACAUGCUGGAGCCCGUGCAGCGCAUCCCCCGCUAUGAGCUGCUUCUCAAGGACUAUCUCCUCAAGCUGCCCCAUGGCUCCCCGGACAGCAAGGAUGCCCAAAAGUCUCUGGAGCUAAUAGCCACCGCCGCGGAGCACUCUAACGCUGCCAUCCGCAAAAUGGAGCGAAUGCACAAGCUGUUGAAAGUAUAUGAGCUGCUGGGGGGUGAGGAAGACAUUGUCAGCCCCACCAAGGAGCUCAUCAAAGAAGGCCACAUCCUUAAGCUGUCAGCAAAGAACGGGACCACUCAAGACCGAUACCUCAUAUUAUUCAACGACCGCCUCCUCUACUGCGUGCCCAGGCUGCGGCUCCUUGGCCAGAAGUUCAGCGUGCGGGCACGCAUUGACGUAGACGGCAUGGAGCUGAAGGAAAGCUCCAACCUCAAUCUGCCUCGGACCUUCCUGGUGUCAGGAAAGCAGCGCUCCCUGGAGCUCCAGGCCAGGACUGAGGAGGAGAAGAAGGACUGGGUCCAGGCCAUCAACUCCACCCUUCUGAAGCACGAACAGACGCUGGAGACCUUCAAACUGUUGAACUCAACAAACAGGGAAGAUGAAGACACACCCCCUAACUCUCCAAACGUGGAUCUUGGGAAGCGCGCCCCGACCCCCAUCCGUGAGAAGGAGGUCACCAUGUGCAUGCGGUGCCAGGAGCCCUUCAACUCCAUCACCAAGCGCAGGCACCACUGCAAGGCCUGCGGGCACGUGGUUUGUGGGAAGUGCUCCGAGUUCCGGGCCCGCCUCAUCUACGACAACAACCGCUCCAACCGCGUGUGCACUGACUGCUACGUGGCCUUGCACGGCGUGCCUGGGAGUAGCCCGGCCUGCAGCCAGCACACCCCCCAGCGCCGGAGGUCCAUCCUGGAGAAGCAGGCCUCGGUGGCUGCGGAGAACAGCGUCAUCUGCAGCUUCCUGCACUACAUGGAGAAGGGCGGCAAAGGCUGGCACAAGGCGUGGUUUGUGGUCCCUGAGAACGAGCCCCUGGUGCUGUACAUCUACGGAGCCCCUCAGGAUGUGAAAGCCCAGCGCAGCCUGCCCCUCAUCGGCUUCGAGGUGGGGCCUCCCGAGGCCGGGGAGCGGCCUGACAGACGGCACGUCUUCAAGAUCACCCAGAGCCACCUGAGCUGGUACUUCAGCCCCGAGACGGAGGAGCUGCAGCGGCGCUGGAUGGCCGUGCUUGGCCGAGCGGGCCGUGGGGACACGUUCUGCCUGGGGCCCACCCCGUCCGAGGACAGGGAGCUGGAGGAGGCGCAGGUGGCAGCUGCGGGAGCCGCCGCCGAGCCCUCUGAAGCCCCCCAGACCCGAGACAAGACCUAGAGGGCUUGGGGGGACCUGAGGCCCCGUCCCACACUCUAGCUGCCCAUGUCCGACGGGGGGCCCCGGCCCCCUCCCUCCCAGCUCAGUCAAUACUUGAACUCCCAUCAUGGGCACUUUCAAUCCCGAAUGCUGGGUCUUGGGUUUUUUAAUUCAUCUUUUCACACAAUGGGGGCUUUUAAAAGAAAUAUUCCUACAGUGAUGUUCCUUUUUUUUAAUCCCCGUCCCCAGGGAGGGUGGGAGCUGUGGCUAGACCUGCCUGAACAAGGCCAUUUCCCCAUCCCCUCCACACCCCCCCCUCCGAUCCUGCCUCCACCCACCCCCCCAAAAGCACCAGAGGCAGGAGACCUGGGUUCGAGUGCCAGUUCUCCCACCCAGGCCCUAGCCCUGGCCCAGCCCUGCCCCCUCCCCCAGUGUCCUCACACGUACGAUGCAAGGUGGGGCAGUGACCAGAUCCUUCCCGCCUCUCCACGGCUUACAGCUUCUACCCACCCCCGAGGCUACCCAGUAUUUUAUCGUCCAGACCCAUGGCAGGGCCACCGGGCAGGACAGGGGAACAGGGGGGGACAACGGAUACUCUCGGUUUUGUUUUGUUUUUUUAAAGAAAAAAAAAAUACAGUUUAUUUCAGGCUUACGGAAA
Pipistrellus kuhlii (Kuhl's pipistrelle) is the source of this 4293-nucleotide messenger RNA. It is a transcript of the gene FGD1, whose product is annotated as FYVE, RhoGEF and PH domain containing 1. NCBI's taxonomy places the organism in Eukaryota, Metazoa, Chordata, Mammalia, Chiroptera, Vespertilionidae. The record is from RefSeq and is a predicted model, not a curated record. Gene Ontology annotation, cellular component: cytoplasm. Gene Ontology annotation, biological process: filopodium assembly; cytoskeleton organization. The transcript is spliced from 18 exons. The coding region runs from base 777 to 3656 and encodes 959 amino acids. Gene Ontology annotation, molecular function: metal ion binding; guanyl-nucleotide exchange factor activity.